AUGGCUGUGGUAAUCAAGUUCAAGGAUCGUAAAGCGGAUGAUUUUGUCAACAAACAAAUCAUCGAGGUGUUCCGCAAUUGCGAAGAUCCGGAUGUGGAUUUGAUGGUGGCCAACGGCCAAAUCGUUUCAUCUCAUCGUGUGGUGCUGUCUAUGUACUCGAAAUACUUCCGCCGAGCGCUCAGCCAAUCAAAUGCAGAGUACAAAUUUAUUGUGCCAUUGAUUGCGUUCCCAUUGCUUGCGAUUCAACAUGUUGUCGAGCUGUUUUACUACGGCGAAAUUCGUGUGCUGGCAAACAUCAAGAGUCAGGUGAUCAAAGCGUUGGAUUUUUUGGAAGUCGAUUAUGACAUUCCAUCGACUCGUCGCACCCCGAUUCAAUCGACAAAUAUGCAAGUGAUUUUCAACGCGGCCGCCGCAAAUCAGAAGAUCGCAUCUCAAGUCAAUGUUGUGGGCACGAAUCCUGUGCUGAUGCAAAACAAAUCGAAUCCGGUGCAGAUGCAAAACAAACCGAAUCUGGCGCAAAAACCGAUGGCAAAGCCAAAGGCUACUGAACAACCCGAUCAAAGUGGCAAUUUGACGCCCACUGAAAACUCUGCCGCCUUGGCCGGAACAGAAAAGCCGAAAAUCACGAGUGACGUGCAAGUGAAAUCCUCCACUGAUGGCCCUCUCGACAAGAAUGCCAUGCCAUUGUCUUUGCAAACCAACUCGUUGACGAUGCCAAAACCGAGUCAAGCUGAAGCGUUGCAAACGUCGCAAAACGUUGAAUCGACACCAUCAUUGGCAACAGAAAAAUCACCAGAAAACAUGCCGAUUUCGAACGAUCUUUCCAAAGGAGCAUGCAAACCGACCGCUGAAGAUGAGAUGGUCAUCGACAACGAAAACAUUGCCGCCCGACUGUUAACGUACGACGUUGACAAAGCCACUGAACAAAUCCAUUCACAAGUCGACGAGUUCAUGAAGGAAAUGGAUAUUGAAAUGAAAGACGUCAACGAAAACACGGACGAUAUGGAUUACGAGGUAUAA
Messenger RNA from Sitodiplosis mosellana (orange wheat blossom midge), 1020 nucleotides. Its product is annotated as modifier of mdg4-like. NCBI's taxonomy places the organism in Eukaryota, Metazoa, Arthropoda, Insecta, Diptera, Cecidomyiidae. Bases 1 to 1020 code for a protein of 339 amino acids. The transcript is spliced from 6 exons. The record is from RefSeq and is a predicted model, not a curated record. Gene Ontology annotation, molecular function: protein binding.